Molecule: messenger RNA, 645 nt
Organism: Linum trigynum
Lineage: Eukaryota; Viridiplantae; Streptophyta; Magnoliopsida; Malpighiales; Linaceae
Source: the annotation of a GenBank genome assembly
AUGAGAUUGGAUCUGCGAAGUCGAGUUAUCAUGUUCUUCACAUUGCCUGGAUUUGAGCAGGAGCACGUGGAAGUGCAGAAGAUUGGGUCCGAUGUGUUAGCAAUAACGGGACAACGGCCAUUGGAUGAUGGACAUAGAUGGAUCCGAUUCGAGAAGUUUAUUCGGUUCAGAGCUAUAUGCAACCUUGGCGAAUAUCGCGCUGGUUUUGGGAAAAACAAUUUCAUCAUCACAAUUCCCAAAAUCACUGGCCCUCUGCACCACAACCACGACGAAGAGGCGACAACAAAGCAGUUGCCGGCCGGGAAUCCCGCAUCAGCAGAAGAGCAGAAGCCGGUGGUGCGGGUUGACUCGGACGGCGACGACGACGAGAUGCGAAUAGUGCAGCCGGGCGUGGAAGAGCUUGUGGCGACCGACCCGCCAGCAACCAACAUCACCGCUGCCAUCGCGUCAACGCUGAGAAGCCAUCUGAAAUUCAGCAGUUGCCAGCGACGGCGGCUGCAGAAAAGAAUAACAUCGCUGUUAAAGCAAAAGAAGGGGGCCUUGUUUCUACCGCCACUAUUGCCGACAACCAGAGAGAAAUCGCCUCUCAAGAAGAUCUUUAGGCUGCGGGCGCGGAGCAAGAACCAACCACCAAUCAUUGAGUGA